Messenger RNA from Drosophila erecta, 1563 nucleotides. It is a transcript of the gene ND-51L2, whose product is annotated as NADH dehydrogenase [ubiquinone] flavoprotein 1, mitochondrial. The transcript has a single exon. The record is from RefSeq and is a predicted model, not a curated record. Gene Ontology annotation, molecular function: 4 iron, 4 sulfur cluster binding. NCBI's taxonomy places the organism in Eukaryota, Metazoa, Arthropoda, Insecta, Diptera, Drosophilidae. The coding region runs from base 50 to 1495 and encodes 481 amino acids. Gene Ontology annotation, biological process: mitochondrial electron transport, NADH to ubiquinone.
UUUCAAAAAGCAGGAAUACACAGAAAGUCUUUUUUUCAAGACGCCCAAAAUGUUGCGCCAGAUGCUUAAAAACUAUUUGCCGUCUGUUUGGGAACAGCAAUUGCGUCUUGUCCAAACUGCCAAGAAAGCGGGCGGUAGCAAAAAGCUGGGUCCCGAUAGGCCUCCUGUUUCCAAAGCGCCCAAGGGAUAUGAGCCCAAUUGUAAGACCAAAUUUGGUCCACUCAAUGAUUGCGAUCGCGUGUUCCAGAAUCUCUAUGGACGCCACGACUGGCGGUUGCAGGGAGCCUGUCAACGUGGGGAUUGGCAUCGCACCGCUGAUCUGCUGGAGCAGGGACCGGAAUGGAUGAUGAAGGAGAUAAGCAAGUGUGGGCUGCGCGGACGUGGAGGAGCCGGCUUCUAUGCCGGACUGAAGUGGGAAUUCCUUCGGCAGACCAAGUCCGAGAAGGUGCCCAAAAUGCUCAUCGUGAACUGUGCAGAAGGAGAACCGGGAACCUGCAAGGACCGCGAUAUCCUGCGGCAUGAACCGCACAAACUGAUUGAGGGCAUCCUCCUGGUGGGUGUGGCCAUGGGAUGCGGUAGAGCCAUUGUCUACAUUCGGAAUCGCUUCUACAACGAGGCCUGCAACCUGCACUUUGCCUUGGCGGAGGCCUAUCAUCAUGGUUUGUUGGGCGACAGUGCCUGUGGCACGGACAUCAAGUUCGAUGUGAUGGUCCAGCGCGGAGAUCGGUAUUUAUGUGGCGAGGAAACCGCUUUGAUCAACUGCCUUAUGGGUAAACUGGGAAGACCACGACGGCGUCCGCCCUUUCUUACAGAAAAGGGCUACUUCGAGCAUCCGUGUUUGGUGGUCAAUGCUGAGUCCAUUGCCGUGGUGCCCACCAUUCUGCGUAGGGGUUCCCAGUGGUGGGCAGGAUUAGGUCGCAGUUACAACACGGGAACCAAACUCUAUUGUAUCAGCGGCCAGGUGAAUAACCCCUGCACUGUGGAGGAAGAAAUGUCUAUUCCCCUGAAGGAUCUGAUAGAAAGACAUGCUGGUGGAGUAAAAGGUGGCUGGGACAAACUCGCGGCAGUAUUCCCAGGUGGUUUGUCCACACCACUGCUGGAUCCAUCCACAGCCGGAAAGGUUCUCAUGGAUUUCGAUAGUUUGGCGGAUGCAGGCAGUGGUUUCGGGUGUGGAGCGGUCAUUGUGAUAUCCAAGGACUGUGAUCCGCUGGCAGUAAUGUUGCGGUCAAUUCAGUUCUUCGAGAAGCACACUUGCAAACAGUGCACCUAUUGUCGGGAUGGUGCCAUAUGGCUGCCGGAGAUGUUCGCCCGCUUCGUUAAGGGUCAGACCCAUCCUCACGAGAUCGAUUGGACGCUGGUCAUUGCGGACAAGAUGAGGAACAGCAAGCCCAUUUGCGCACUGGCUUAUAGCCAAGUCGCCGUGGCCGAGAGUUUGGUGCGAAUGUUUAGUCGGCAGAUCGAGGAACGCCUAUUGAAGUAUGCCAAGGGAUCUUGAAGAUGUCUUAACUCUGGAAAUUUGUAUUUAUUUGUCGAUUUUAGGUUAAUUGAAAUAAAUUCUUAAUA